AUGCAAAUAUGGUUGUAUGAGUGUUGCUCUACCUUCAACACUGAUAUAGCUACAAGGGUUGCUAAUUCUAUCCCUCGCAUUCUUAGCUGGCUAGCUAGUAAGGACAAGAUAUGGUUAUCUGCAAUUGAAGAUAGAAUGAUCAAACCAACAUGGAUCAAGUUCACCAACAUAAUUGAAGCACCAGAAGAGCUUUCUAGAAUGUCUUUGCCUGAUAAAGUUGAAUACAUACUUGAAGAAGUUGAAACCAAGUUCGACGCUCUGAAAGAUGCUGCAUCUCCAUCGGGACACAAGCAGUCAAUUGGAAUAGAGGACAAGAAAGAUAUUCUCGAACAAAUUAAAAAAUUAAGAAAAGAUGUUGACAAGGUUGGUUUAGAUCUUGGAUCUUUCAAGAAAGAUGUUUUUGAAGAACUAGGUAGCAUUCGACUACUAAUCAAUAACUCAAUCAAGGCUGUUUUGGAGACGACAAACAGUCAGAAGGAUAACAUUGAUGCCAAGUUUGGUGGGAGUUCUACAAAAAUUGCUAGCAAUCAAAAGAAAAGAACAAUCAACAUUUUCCGUGCAGUAGUGACCAGCAGCAGUAAAAAAGAAGAGAAUGUUAUACAAGAAGGAGAUGAUUGCUGUGAAGAAGGAGGUGAACCAGCCGAGUACGUUAAUCUAGGUGAUUCAGACGACUCCAGAUAUGAGAAAAGGGAAGUUACACUUGAUGACUUUGAGCUGCCAGGGAACUUCUCCCAGAUUGUUAAGUUCGGCGAGCUUAACCAAGAUGAAACAACCCCUGUGCAUCAAGGAAGAACAAGGCAGCCUGAAGAGCAUGCCCGAUUACCCUUUCUCCCUUUUUACAGUUCUGGUGGCAGCACUUCUGUUGGACCUCCAAUUUUUCAAAUCAAGCAUCCGUUUACUAGGAUUAUAGGUGAAGAUGUUGAUCCUGAGUUGUUGGACGAAUUCAACAACUGGUUAUACCUUGGUACCGAUACAACUUCAAAGAGGAGGAAGGCGCCUUAUUCUGUAAAAAAUAACCAACUUAAGCCAUGUCAUGAUCUUGGAGUGGAGAAAGUUGAUAAAAAGGAGUGGUUCUAUAUUUUGGCACAUCCCGGGCAAGUCCUCAACGACUUGCACAAUGAUGUUAUCUUGUACUACUUGAGAAAAAGAGGAAAGUACGGUCCCCACAAGAAGAUAAGGUUUACAACCACUGAUUGUAUAUUCAAGACUAGAAUUGAACAAAUUUAUCAGAGGUACAUCAAUGCUCCUCCCGAAAAGAAGUUUGCUAUUGUCAAACCCCAGGACAUCGUAGUAGAAUACAUAUUGGGGUACAGAUUACUCACAAAUGUUGCAUGGGAUCAAGUUGAUUUCGUGAUCAUGCCCAUCAACAUUGUAGAAAAAUUUCAUUGGUUGUUGGUUGUUUUUGACAUUAUCGAUAGGGUUCUUUAUGUGUAUGAUUCUAUGGUCUCUUCACCUAAUCACACCAUUGUUGAAUCUGUCGUCACCAAGUUUGCUCUUUUGAUCCCCCUUUACUUGUCAUGCACCGGUUUCUAUGGAAAGCGUCCAGACAUCAACAUCAAGAACACAAAGGCAUACAUUGAAAAAGGUGUUACUGACCCUAUUGACAUUCAGUGGUUAGGUGAGAUACCACAGCAAAAAGAGGGAUCACUUGACUGUGGUGUAUACGUUGUUGCAUUUGCAAAGUAUGCCAGCAUUGGAGACCUAGUAGUUUCUACGGAUGACCUUUCUGAUAUUGAUCAACAUCGUAGACGCUAUGGAACGCUACUAUGGGACUACCCUAGGAAGAAGCAAGAUACUGGUGCAAUUAGUGAGAGCGAGGUGACUGGCAGAUAA
This is a messenger RNA of Nicotiana attenuata, 1833 nucleotides long. RefSeq lists its product as uncharacterized. Gene Ontology annotation, biological process: proteolysis. The transcript is spliced from 8 exons. Gene Ontology annotation, molecular function: cysteine-type peptidase activity. The record is from RefSeq and is a predicted model, not a curated record. Bases 1 to 1833 code for a protein of 610 amino acids. Lineage: Eukaryota; Viridiplantae; Streptophyta; Magnoliopsida; Solanales; Solanaceae.